This is a messenger RNA of Oryza sativa Japonica Group (Japanese rice), 1426 nucleotides long. RefSeq names its product ethylene-responsive transcription factor ERF105. Gene Ontology annotation, molecular function: DNA-binding transcription factor activity; DNA binding. Gene Ontology annotation, biological process: regulation of DNA-templated transcription; ethylene-activated signaling pathway. NCBI's taxonomy places the organism in Eukaryota, Viridiplantae, Streptophyta, Magnoliopsida, Poales, Poaceae. The record is from RefSeq and is a predicted model, not a curated record.
ACACUAUUGCUUUUGUCCACAGAGCCGAGGCACAGCUAACUCAACGCAAACAAAUCAAACGCCACGCACCUCUCGCUCUCCCACUGAAGUUGUGUGUGCCACCGCACCGUGUCGUUCCCUCUCCUUGCAACGGCCCACGACCAGCCGCCAUACGCAGCAUACAUGGACUUCCACCACGGAGACGCCGACGACUUCGCCCUCGAGUUCAUCCGCGAGCACCUUCUCGGCGUCGACGGCGCCACCGCCACGGCCACCGAGCCGGCGGACCUCGAGGUCGUCGAACCGGCGGCGGCGUACCCGCCUAUGUCGUGGCAAGAGCAGCGGCAGCAGGAGCAGCAUGGUUGUCACGUAGAACUAACGGACGAGCACCUGGAAUCCGCACCCGCUGCUGAGGCAGCGGCGGCGUUCCGAACGGCGCCCGCGCAGCCGGCGGCCGAGGUGAUGAUCAAGUUCGGUGGCGAGCCCUCCCCGGUGAGGCCGUCGUCGUCGCUGACCAUAUCCCUGCCACCGAGCUCGUUCGGCAGCUGGGCGUCCGCGGCGGCGCCGGCCGCGGCCGCCGUGGAGGACUUCCGCAAGUACCGCGGCGUGCGACAGCGGCCGUGGGGGAAGUUCGCGGCGGAGAUCCGCGACCCGAAGAGGCGCGGGUCGCGCGUGUGGCUGGGCACGUACGACACCCCCGUGGAGGCCGCGCGCGCGUACGACCGCGCCGCCUUCCGCAUGCGCGGUGCCAAGGCCAUCCUCAACUUCCCCAACGAGGUCGGCACCCGCGGCGCCGAACUGUGGGCUCCUCCCCCGCCGCCACCCGCGCACUCCGCCGCCGCCUCGACGACGAACAAGCGGAAGCGGCAGCCGUCGGAGGACCCCGACGACGGCGUCGAGGUGAUCGGAGUGGUAAGCAAGGCCGUCAAGACCGAGGCGCCGACGUCCAACUCGUCGUCACUGUCGUCGUCCCUGACGUCGCGGGACACGACGCCGGCCACGUCGUCGGCGGGGGCGGAGCACGCCGGCGCGGCCGCCGAGAGUUCGCCGGCGACGCCGUCGAGCUGGAGCUGGGAGCAGUACUGGGAAGCGCUGCUCGGUGGCCUCCCGCCACUGUCGCCUCUGUCGCCGCACCCGGCGUUGGGGUUCCCUCAGCUCACCGUUAACUGAGAAAAUUAAACAAUGAUUAGCUGACGUGGGCACAGAAAUAAUGCGUUUUUUUCCCGUUGUUAACGACGUCAUGUGUACAUUGGAACUUUUUUUGGGAGCUUAACAGAAGGGGCGUAUAGACAAACAUCAGAAAGUGGUAGUCGUGUUUACUUUUUUUUUUCUUUCGAGUUGAGAACCUUGAGAUCAAUCGAUGCUUGUAAAGAAUAAGCAGAGGGUGCUGUUUGGCAUUUGAUAUGACAAUGUAAACAAAUAGUACAAGUUACUUUGUUUACUGAGA